Messenger RNA from Neltuma alba, 432 nucleotides. RefSeq names its product lipoxygenase 4, chloroplastic-like. NCBI's taxonomy places the organism in Eukaryota, Viridiplantae, Streptophyta, Magnoliopsida, Fabales, Fabaceae. Bases 1 to 432 code for a protein of 143 amino acids. The transcript is spliced from 3 exons. The record is from RefSeq and is a predicted model, not a curated record. Gene Ontology annotation, molecular function: oxidoreductase activity, acting on single donors with incorporation of molecular oxygen, incorporation of two atoms of oxygen; metal ion binding.
AUGUUAAGGGAUGAGGAAUUGGAGGAUUCAAAGAAAGAAACUGUUGACAAAGGAAAAUUCAAAGGAAGUCUCGGGAAUAUUGUUCCAUCUUUGUUAGAUAACAUUUCUGACAGUGACGAAGUCUCAGAAAUUGACAACAUCUUUAAAGAACCAUCAAAUUUUGGAAUGAUGAAGUCCGCAAAAUCACUGCCCAAGAUUUUCAAUAAUUUGCAAGCCGUCAUUGAUGAAUUUCUCAAAUUCUGUCCUCCAAAGAUAUCUUCAAGACGCACAUCUUAUUUUUUACGAGAUGAUGAAUUUGCGCGCCAAAUGCUUCCUGCUAUAAACCCUCUGAGCAUCGAAAUACUUAAGUCAAUGUUUGAUCUUGAAAUCGAUGACGACGACGCCGUCGCCCUUAAUAACACCAACUCCAUAAUGUUGGAAAUUGUGCUCUAG